CUGGCUGGCGGGGCGAAUGGGAUCGUCUGAAUAUUCAAAAGACACACGAGCAAGGGUUAACUCACAUCUCCAUUCUUGCUCACAACAUCAUACCAUCACCACCCUGCCUCUAUAAUCAAUCCAUACCAUAACCUCAUAAAUAACCCUUCUCAAAAUGUCGAUGGGAGACGUAGGAAUCCACUCGCUCAAAAAGGCCGCCGAGAUCUUUCCCGACGAACCUCCCAAGAACGAUGGCACCAUCAACAAGCAUUCGGCGCUCCUCACCCAGGACCCCAGUCGGGGAGGCGUCCAGGCUUACAUGUAUGCGCUUGGGCUGACCAAGGAGGAUAUGAAAAAGGCGCAGAUCUGUAUCGCCAGUGUAUGGUUCGAGGGCAACCCUUGCAACUCUCACGCUCGGGACUUGGGAGAUAUCGUCAAGACCGGAGUGGAACAGGCCAACAUGGUCGGUUUCCAGACGGCCGUCCCAGGUGUCAGUGACAACAUCGGGAUGGGCCACGAUGGCAUGCUCUACUCGCUUCCUAGCCGAGACAUCAUCGCCGACGCCCUCGAGAUGAACAUCGAAGCCCAUCGAUACGACGGGGCCAUCCUCAUCCCUUCUUGCGACAAGAACAUGCCCGCCUGUAUGAUCGCCGCCGCAAGGUACAAUCGACCUACCAUCCUCGUCUACGGAGGUGCGAUCUUGGCUGGGAGACGAACCAUGGACUGUCCUGCCCUCGGAGCCAAAGCUGGAGAUCCGUUGAACAUCGGGAACUUGCACGAGAGUUAUGGAGGGGUGUUGAGUGGGGAGAUUACGGCUGAACAGCACGAGGAUGUUAUCAAGCAUGCUUGUCCCGGAGCUGGAAGUUGUGGAGGGAUGUUCACCGCCAACACCAUGAGUUCGAUCAUGGAGGUCAUGGGCCUCACGCUCCCCUACUCGGCGUCCAUCCCUGCCCUCUACCCGGAAAAGAAGCAAGAAUGCGCUCGAGCCGGCAAGUACCUCCGUAACCUGCUCGAACAGGACAUUAAACCCCUGGACAUCAUGACCCGUCCGGCCUUUCUCAACGCGAUCACCAUCACCAUGGUCCUUUGUGGGAGCACCAACGCCGUGUUACACUUGUUGGCCGUGGCGAGGGCUUGUGAUGUCAAGCUCGAUAUGGAGGAUUUCCAGAGGAUCGCAGAGACGACGCCGGUGCUCGCCGAUCUUCAGCCUUCAGGCAGAUACAUGAUGGAAGACGUCCACAAGGUCGGAGGUACCCCGGCCGUGAUGAAGUACCUCUUGGAGGAAGGAUUCCUGGAGGGAAACGUCAUGACCGUCACAGGCAAGACGCUCGCCGAAAACCUCUCUUCGGUCCCCUCGCUCGAUUUCAGCACGCAGGACGUCAUCCGCCCUCUUUCCAACCCGAUCAAGGCGACGGGACACUUGCGGAUCUUCAAGGGAAACUUUUGCCCUGGAGGCGCUGUGGGCAAGAUCACGGGCAAGGAAGGCACGCAGUUCCGAGGCAAGGCCAUGUGUUUCGAGGACGAGCAGAGCGCACUGGAUGCGCUCAAGGGGAAGAAGAUGAUCAAGAACACGGUGGUCGUCCUGAGGACCCGUGGACCGGCGGGAGCUCCGGGUAUGCCGGAACAGCUCAAGUUGUCCGGAGCCAUCAUGGGCGCGGGUCUGAGUCAAGAUGUCGCGCUGCUGACCGAUGGACGAUACUCGGGUGCCUCCCGAGGUUUCCUGGUCGGUCAUGUUGUACCCGAGUCGUACCACGGCGGACCCAUCGCUCUGGUUCAGGACGGCGACGAGAUCGUCAUCGAUGCCGAGAAGAACACGAUCGACCUGCUCGUCGAUGAUGAGACGCUGGCGAAGCGAAAGGAAAAGUGGGUCAAGCCCGAGCCUCGGUUCAAGCGAGGGUUGUUGUACAAGUACGCCCAGUGCGUGUCGGACGCUUCGAACGGUUGCACAACGGAUGGCUCUUGAUCGUGUGGCCGGAGGUUGAAUCAUGUAAACCAAAUGUAUGUGAUCUAAACAAGCAUAUUGUUCUACUCUGCAUCGACAUUUGUAGCUUCAUCGUCCGGCGCGCGAUGUGUGCGGCACGGCUCCGCACGUUGGGCUUGUAGCCGGUAAACAUCAGAUACCUAAGGGUGGUUGAUGUAUCCCUUGGCCCUUGGGCAAUAGGUGAUGAAUUGCUUCCAGCUGGAGAAUAGAGCUGGUACAUUCACAUGCGUCACAAUCCGGUCUGCAUUGUCACUCUCGUUUAUCGCAUCGCUUUUCAGUAGUAUUGUUGUUCAAAGCAUGAAGCACGAGCUGCCGAUCUGCCUCGAUGUCCACGCGCGAUGACCGAAGCAGAACAUGUCUCGACGAGGCUCUAUCAGU
Filobasidium floriforme is the source of this 2338-nucleotide messenger RNA. Its product is annotated as dihydroxy-acid and 6-phosphogluconate dehydratase. Gene Ontology annotation, biological process: branched-chain amino acid biosynthetic process. Gene Ontology annotation, molecular function: dihydroxy-acid dehydratase activity. The coding region runs from base 155 to 1942 and encodes 595 amino acids. The record is from RefSeq and is a predicted model, not a curated record. The transcript has 9 exons. Lineage: Eukaryota; Fungi; Basidiomycota; Tremellomycetes; Filobasidiales; Filobasidiaceae.